UAAGCUCUCUUCAUCUUUCACUCUUUUCCUGGUCUUUAAUUUCAAUUCAAAUUUUGAUUUUAAUCCUAUUUGUUCUUCAUUGAUCUUCGAUUGGUGUAACUUUUUGCGUAAUUAACUGAUUAGUGGAUCGAGAUCACUUCAAUUUGCUCUUUUUUUUUUGUUUGCUUUGGUUUUUAAUUUGAUCUUAAUUCGUGGUUAAUCAAAAGCCGUGGUAGAAGGGAUUCAAAAGGGAUGGCUAACAACUCAGCUGCUAUUGCCGAGAGGGCGACCAGUGACUUGUUAAUCGGUCCAGAUUGGGCAGUAAACAUGGAGCUCUGUGACAUUAUUAACAUGGACCCUGGUCAAGCAAAGGAUGCCCUGAAGAUAAUUAAGAAGCGUCUUGGAAAUAAAAGUUCAAAAGUUCAACUUCUUGCUCUAUCCGUAUUGGACACUCUUGGGAAAAACUGUGGGGAAAGGAUAUUUCAGCAGAUUGUUGAGCGUGAUAUUCUACAUGACAUGGUCAAGAUCGUAAAGAAAAAGCCAGAUUUAAGUGUGAGGGAAAGAAUAUUGAUUUUGAUAGACACCUGGCAGGAGGCCUUGGGAGGACCAAGGGGAAGGUAUCCCCAGUUCCAUGCAGCAUUUAAUGAAUUGAAGUCAGCUGGGAUAACAUUCCCGCCUCGAGAAGAGAAUGUUGUACCAUUGUUUACUCCUCCACAAACUCAGCCAGUUUCCCGUCCAGCUCUAGUAUAUGAUGAUGUAGCAAUUCCAGAUUCUCUGGACUCUGACCCUUCUGGUUUGAGCUUGGCAGAAAUCCAAACUGCGAAAGGGGUAGCUGAUGUUUUGAUGGAUAUGCUUGGAGCUCUUGAUCCCAAAAACACAGAGGGGGUAAAAGAAGAAGUGAUUGUGGAGCUUGUUGAACAGUGCAGCAAUUACCAAAAGCGUGUUAUGAUUCUUGUGAAUAACACCACGGAUGAAGAACUUCUCUGCCAGGGUUUGGCAUUGAAUGAUGACCUGCAGCGUGUGCUUGCCCGUCAUGAUGACAUUGCCAAAGGAGUCAUAACUGCUAGCUCGGAAUCAAUUAGCGCUUCAGCUGCACCAUUUGUGAAUGUGAACCAUGACCAUGACGAGGAGGAAUCAGAGGAUGAAUUUGCGCAGCUAGCACACAGGUCAAGGGAUAUGCAGCGACAAGGACGAAAUCCGCCUACUUCCAGGGCUGAACCAGUACAAGUAAAUCCUCUUCUCCCUCCUCCACCUGCAUCAAAGAGACCAGUCAAAAGUGAUACUAGCUCUGUUGAUUACCUGAGUGGUGAUUUAUACAACUCUGAAAGAUCCUCUAGUUAUCCUACCAAUAAUUUAUACAAUGUUGAAACAUCAUCUGAAGCAGCAGAACCAGUCCCUUAUUCUGAUAGAAGUCCAAUCAAGUAUGAAAAUCCCACCGCAACACUUGGUCCGUUAUUAUCUCCCUCACACAACAACAAUUCUUCACCCGAUAAGAGCCCCUUAUACGAUGAACCUUCUGAUUUGAACAAAUCUGACAAUCUUCCUUUACCUCCAUGGGACUCUUCUCCUUCCCCACCUGGACCUUUGCCACCACCCCCUUCGAAACAUAACCAAAGGCAACAGUUCUUUGGGAAACAGCCUCUUUCUGGUGGUCCGUCACGUUCCAGUAGUGGGUCCGGUUCCUCUUAUGAUGGUUUGGUGGGACAUACACAGAAUCUCUCUCUUAACUCACCCAGCCCACCUAAGCAAGAAAAACCAGAGGAUGCUUUGUUCAAGGAUUUGGUUGAUUUUGCAAAAUCUAAGUCUUCUUCUUCAAAAUCCAACAACAGAUCACUUUAAUUUGUUCAUGUAGAUUCAUGGAGUUUACUUCAGUACAGAUUUGGAGAAUUAGAUUUGUAGGUGAUUGUCACAUUUGUGUAUGCAUACCGUUGCAUUAUGGUGUAUUGUUGGUUCCGGGAUCAUAUCGAUGUAUGACUGUACCAUUAUUUUUGUUUUGAGCUCACCUGUUAUGUUCUCAUUUGGAGCAUCUUUGGUCACGAUUUGUUGGUGUUUUGGUAUGCAAGAACUGGUUGCGGUGUA
Messenger RNA from Spinacia oleracea (spinach), 2058 nucleotides. RefSeq names its product TOM1-like protein 4. The record is from RefSeq and is a predicted model, not a curated record. NCBI's taxonomy places the organism in Eukaryota, Viridiplantae, Streptophyta, Magnoliopsida, Caryophyllales, Amaranthaceae. The transcript is spliced from 10 exons. Gene Ontology annotation, molecular function: ubiquitin binding; phosphatidylinositol binding. The coding region runs from base 232 to 1818 and encodes 528 amino acids. Gene Ontology annotation, biological process: protein transport to vacuole involved in ubiquitin-dependent protein catabolic process via the multivesicular body sorting pathway.